This is a messenger RNA of Arachis duranensis, 1178 nucleotides long. RefSeq names its product E3 ubiquitin-protein ligase SINA-like 10. The coding region runs from base 181 to 1062 and encodes 293 amino acids. NCBI's taxonomy places the organism in Eukaryota, Viridiplantae, Streptophyta, Magnoliopsida, Fabales, Fabaceae. The record is from RefSeq and is a predicted model, not a curated record. Gene Ontology annotation, molecular function: zinc ion binding. The transcript has 2 exons.
ACCACAGAAUACAAAGCAUACUGCCUUGGUACAUGGCAGAUGACCUCUAUAUUGAUUAGAUGAUUUUUUUAAUGAAAAGAAAUUUGGGGCUAUUUAGCUUCUGUGCCUCUCUCUAAUUCUCAAGUCUCUGUAUAUGAGUUUGAGUUGUGAAAAGAGUAGACAGAAAGAAAGAUCAUAGAAAUGAAGAAAGUCAUAGCAGCCAGAAGCCGAAAACGUAAACAAGAUCGCUCUCGCGCACAAGAAGAAGUUUCUGAUGAUGAACAUGUAACAGUCAAAGCCUCAGGUAAGAAAGGUUCUUAUGCACAAGAUAAGUCAUUCAGUUUCUUCCUUUCAGACCCAGACGUCCUUGAUUGCCCCAUUUGCUUUAAUCCUUUCACCACUCCAGUCUAUCAGUGUGAAAAUGGUCAUGUUGCUUGCUCUGUUUGCUGCUCGCGCAUUCUUGAGAAAAAGUGUGCCUCGUGCUCCUUGCCAAUAGGUUCCAUUCGUAGCAGAGCCUUGGAGAAAGUUCUGGAAUCUAUUCAAGUUCCAUGCACUAAUGCCGAAUACGGUUGCACGGAAACACUGCGUUACAGUGACAAGUCUGGCCAUGAAUCCCAAUGCAACUUUGUCCCAUGCUCUUGUCCACACUCAGAUUGUGACUUCGUUUCAUCAUUCUCGGAUCUACCCGCCCACUAUAGAACUGAGCAUGGUUCCUCUGCCAGCGCCGGAGUGAGGUUUUUGUACGAUAAGCCUUUCAAGGUCACACUGGAUUCUGAUGAUGACGUCACUAUACUUCAAGAAGUGAAUGGUGGAAAGUUGUUCAUAGUCCAGAAUUUUGUGGCGGGUCUUGGAAAUGCUGUCAGUGUUUUCUGCAUUCAGCCAGAGUUAUUGCCUAACUAUCGGUGCCAAAUUUCGGCCAAGUCAAAUGGAUGCAGUCUAGUGAUGAAUUCUUUUACAAAAAACACUCAAAACUCUGCUAUGGCUACUAUUCUUUCAUCAAGGUUUCUGGUCAUUCCAACUGAUUAUUUUGGUGCCGGUCAACCUCGCAAUUUAGAAAUUAGCAUAUUUAGGUCAUAUGAAUAGAAGAUGUUUUGGUGCUACUCAGCCUUUUAUGUUUUUUUGUUUAUUGCAUUGAGAAUGAUGAGACUUUGAAUGGAGAUAUUAUAUCCAAUGUACAUUAUCUAAUCAGAUAAUGAGAA